AUGCUGUUCAUCGAUGAUGGACCGUACAACACGGUAUCCCCUUCCGUAGACAACUAUGAUACAGCUACUAUGAAUUUCAACGGAACAUCUGCAUCCUACUUGGGUGGUGGGGUAUUGAUCCUAAAAACCUUGACAGGGGAAUCUGUUGAAGUCAUCGAUGAGCCGAAAGCUAACAAGACGAUCGACAUAAUCGACGUGAAAUUUGUGCAAGUCGCAUUCUGCAUACUCUAUUCAAUUAUAUUCGUGCUAGGGGUUUUUGGAAAUGUGUUGAUAACUAAUAAUAAAACCUAUUGCGAGGAGAGCUGGCCAUCGGACAAAUCCAGAAAAAUAUUCGGUGUUUUUACAACUGUACUGCAGUUUUUAAUUCCAUUUUUAGUAAUAGCCAUAUGCUACACAUGCGUUAGUAUAAGACUUAAUGAUAGAGCACGCGCCAAGCCUGGUGCAAAAAACACAAGAAGAGAGGAGGCGGACCGUGAUAGGAAGCGGCGAACAAACAGAAUGCUUAUAUCUAUGGUCGCUAUAUUCGGUAUCUCGUGGCUGCCGCUCAACCUUAUAAACAUAUUUAACGACUUUUACGCUCAGAUGACAGAAUGGAAUUAUUAUUUUGUCUCAUUCUUUUUGGCGCACUCCAUGGCAAUGGCGUCCACGUGCUACAAUCCAUUCCUUUACGCGUGGCUGAAUGAAAAUUUCCGAAAGGAGUUUAAACAAGUACUGCCCUUCUUUGAAUCGACGGGAGGCGUCAGAAACAGCUACCAUUCGGGACGAAUGCCUACACACAAAUCUGACAAAGUGUGCAACGGCAAUGAAACAAUACAGGAAACUUUAUUGGCCUCUUCGUUCAAUAGAGGGCCAUCGAUAAAACAGAAAAUGCUAGAGGGCAUUGAUAGACGAAGAAUCGCAUUUCACCGAAACAAAUUCCUCGAAACCCAGCAUUUAACUGAACUUCUCUUCAAAAGGGGCAAGCAGAAAAUCGUUUUGUGU
Iphiclides podalirius (scarce swallowtail) is the source of this 981-nucleotide messenger RNA. NCBI's taxonomy places the organism in Eukaryota, Metazoa, Arthropoda, Insecta, Lepidoptera, Papilionidae. The record is from the annotation of a GenBank genome assembly.